Lottia gigantea (owl limpet) is the source of this 1527-nucleotide messenger RNA. RefSeq lists its product as hypothetical. The record is from RefSeq and is a predicted model, not a curated record. NCBI's taxonomy places the organism in Eukaryota, Metazoa, Mollusca, Gastropoda, Lottiidae. Gene Ontology annotation, cellular component: cytoplasm. Gene Ontology annotation, molecular function: IMP dehydrogenase activity. Bases 1 to 1527 code for a protein of 508 amino acids. Gene Ontology annotation, biological process: GTP biosynthetic process. The transcript is spliced from 14 exons.
AUGGCUGAUUAUUUGAUAACUGGGGGUACAGGUUAUGUACCCGAUGAUGGCCUUACUGGGGCACAACUUUUUGGUGGUGGAAAUGGUAUGACUUACAAUGAUUUUCUGAUUCUACCAGGUUUUAUAGAUUUCUCAGCUGAUGAAGUGGAUUUGACGUCUGCUCUCACAAGAAAGAUAACUCUGAAAGCACCAUUAGUUUCAUCACCAAUGGAUACAGUCACAGAAUCACAGAUGGCCAUUGCCAUGGCUUUAUGUGGUGGUGUUGGGGUUAUCCAUCAUAAUUGUACACCAGAAUUCCAAGCUAAUGAGGUCAGAAAGGUCAAGAAAUAUGAACAGGGUUUUAUAUUAGAUCCAGUAGUUAUGUCCCCUAGUAACACAGUAUCAGACGUACUAGAAGCUAAAAAACGUUAUGGUUUCUCCGGAAUACCAAUCACAUCGAAGGGACAUAUGGGAGAGAAAUUGGUUGGCUUGGUUACACAGAGAGAUAUAGACUAUCUAGAUAUAGACCAGUAUCAAACACCAAUUUCUGAGGUAAUGACGAAAUAUGAAGAUUUAGUGGUAGCUAAAGCUGGUGUUACAUUAAAGGAAGCCAAUCACAUUUUACAACAGAGCAAAAAAGGCAAAUUACCAAUAGUCAAUGAAAAUGAUGAAUUGGUAGCUUUAAUAGCUCGUACAGAUACUAAGAAAAAUAGAGAUUUCCCUCUCGCUUCCAAAGAUGAAAAAAAACAGUUAGUUGUAGGAGCAGCAGUCAGUACACAUGAAGAUGAUAAACACAGAAUAGAUUUACUAGUUCAAGCUGGUGUAGAUUUUAUAGUCUUGGAUUCAUCACAAGGUAAUUCUAUCUAUCAAGUUAAUACUAUAAGAUAUAUGAAACAGAAGUAUCCUGGUAUACAGAUUAUUGGUGGCAAUGUUGUAACAGCUGCCCAAGCUAAGAAUCUGAUAGAUGCUGAUGUAGAUGGAUUAAGAGUUGGUAUGGGAAGUGGUUCGAUAUGUAUCACACAGGAAGUAAUGGCAGUAGGUCGACCACAAGGUACAGCUGUAUAUAAAGUGGCAGAGUAUGCUCGUAGAUUUGGUGUUCCAGUAAUAGCUGAUGGUGGUAUAUCUUGUGUUGGACAUUGUAUGAAGGCUUUGUCAUUAGGAGCAUCAAUAGUGAUGAUGGGAUCAUUAUUAGCCGGUACGUCUGAAGCUCCUGGAGAAUAUUUCUUCGCUGAUGGAGUUCGACUUAAGAAAUAUCGUGGUAUGGGUUCAUUAGAUGCCAUGGAGGCUCAUAGAAGUAGUCAGAGUAGAUAUUUCAGUGAUUGUGAUAAGAUUAAGGUAGCACAGGGUGUGUCAGGUAAUAUUGUGGAUAAAGGAUCCGUCCAGAAAUUUGUACCGUAUUUAAUAGCUGGAAUCAAACAUGGCUGUCAAGAUAUCGGUGCUAAAAGUUUGUCUAUUUUAAGGUCAAUGAUGUAUUCAGGAGAGUUGAAAUUUGAGAGAAGAACAACGUCUGCUCAAAUAGAAGGUGGUGUUCACAGUUUACACUCGUAA